Molecule: messenger RNA, 1708 nt
Organism: Polyodon spathula (Mississippi paddlefish)
Lineage: Eukaryota; Metazoa; Chordata; Actinopteri; Acipenseriformes; Polyodontidae
Product: C-type lectin domain family 7 member A-like
Exons: 9
Coding region: 49-1278 (409 amino acids)
Source: RefSeq, a predicted model, not a curated record
ACUUCCUCAUUAGAUCACUUCUAACUCAAUCUAUUCCUGAAGCGCACUAUGGAGAUGAAAAAUGUUUACUCUGAGUUGCAGCAGACAUCAGUGGAUGUCUAUCAAACAGUAAGCACACCUGAAGAUGAGAAAAUAGAGAAGCAGAAGAGUGGACCAAUUCCAGAAGCACCAUCUAUGGAAAUGGACACUGAAUACACCAGCCUGCAAAAACCACCAGAGAACAUCUACGCAACAGCAAAUCUGCCCAAGGAUGGGGGAAAGGAGGAGCCACCAAGUGACACAUCAGCAGCACCAUCUAUGGAAAUGGACACUGAAUACACCAGCCUGCAAAAACCACCAGAGAACAUCUACGCAACAGCAAAUCUGCCCAAGGAUGGGGGAAAGGAGGAGCCACCAAGUGACAUAUCAGCAGAAGCACCGUCUACGGAGAUGGAUGCUGGUCUACAAAAACCACCAGAGAACAUCUACGCAACAGCAAAUCUGCCCAAGGAUGGGGGAAAGGAGGAGCCACCAAGUGACACAUCAGCAGGUCUUGCUGGUCGGAAAGAGUCCUUCUACAAAAAGACUUCCCUCCUGCUUACUGUGAUCUGCUGCCUGCUGGUUUCCAUCGUCCUGGGCCUGAGUGUUCUCUCUUCCAGGACGUCUCAAGGAAAUGGUGAGGAGAAUAGCAGCCCUAUUCCAGUUGAUCCUGAACAGGAGGAGAAAGUGAAUGAAGUCAGCAAAGGCCUCCCCACACACUCCAGCUUCAAAGGGAAUUGCUCCGAUAUGGAGUCCCUUUUCUUUGAGGCAGUGUCGGGGAGCAAUAUCACAAAAAACUGCAACAGUCAAAUGUGUGAAUUGUGUUUGAAGGGCUGGGUGCUGUUCAGUCACAAGUGUUACAUGUUUUCAAUGGAUAUCAUGCCCUGGAAUGCCAGCCAGGCUCAGUGCAGAUCAAAGGGCGGUGACCUGGUGAAGAUACAGAGUGAGGAGGUGCAGAAAUUCAUCUCAAAGACGGCUCAAAAGAAGGGUGGCUUUUACUUCUGGAUUGGAUUGGCUGAUCAAACCAAGAAAGGAGAAUGGCGCUGGGUGGACAACACGCCUCUGAGAAGAGGAUAUUGGCGGCAGGGUAUUACCUCUACUGGCAAUGAAAGGGAGUGUGCAGGCAUCAACCCCCUAUCGAAUGCCUUGAACAACUGGGACCAGUCAGUCUGCGGAGCAUACAGCAGAAGAAUCUGUGAAUCCACAGCUGUGCGUUUGUUUAACAAAGCAAACAACAAUGACAACCUUGUACUUGCUUAGAGUAUUGCUGGUGCAAUAAUUCAAGUAUUUAACUUCAAACAAUGAAAUCUGAUUCUAACACUUAACAGACAAAGUCUAAUUAGUAAUUUUACAUUAACAUUUACAUUAAAUAAAUAAAAAGUUAACAAUAUAAAAAAAAAAUCAUUUCCUAAUCACACUGGACACAGUAAAUGUGAUUUAAUUGAUUACUGUAAUCCAAUUCUGCUGUACAUAAACCCAUUCUACUUUGUUACACUUCUGAGAUUACUUUUACUAUGUUAUAAAAUAUUUUUAGUUUAUUGGACUAGAGUGAAAAUAAAGAGUUCAAAACAUUAGCUUUCAAGAUCACAGACUUUUGCAUUUGGAUGUUGCAUAGCCUAGUGGGUUUGGAUAUUGCUGUUCACAUGCUAAAAUAAAGGAAUUUGAAAUAUGCAGAAAAGCAGCAUUCUGA